Molecule: messenger RNA, 3030 nt
Organism: Trichoderma asperellum CBS 433.97
Lineage: Eukaryota; Fungi; Ascomycota; Sordariomycetes; Hypocreales; Hypocreaceae
Biological process (GO): 4-aminobenzoate biosynthetic process
Cellular component (GO): cytoplasm
Molecular function (GO): aminodeoxychorismate synthase activity
Source: RefSeq, a predicted model, not a curated record
UUUUUCAUAACUAUACUUUUAUUUCAUCCAUUCUGUAUUUGCCAAUUCUCCAUUUCAUGAGGUGGUGACAUACACAUAGUUGGAGACCGGCAUACCUCCUCACCUCAUAACAGUCAUGCCUCUCCUUGAGUCGCAAUCGGGGCCCAGCCCGCCAGCUGUGGCGAACUCGCGAUCCCGCCGGAUCCUCUUCCUGGACGCCUACGACUCCUUCACCAACAACAUCGUCUCGCUGCUCAAGGAGGCGCUGGGCGACGAUGUGCUGGUGCACGUGCUGCACAUGGACUUGAAGACGCUGCACGCGGAUCCCAGCCCGGACUGGACGCCGGAGGACUUCGUGGCUCGGCUGCCGUGCUUCGAUGCCGUGGUGUGCGGGCCCGGGCCGGGAUCGCCGCUGUGCGAGGCGGACGUCGGCGCCUUUCGGCUGCUGUGGGAGCUGCCCCGGGACAAGGCCGUGCCUGUGCUGGGCAUCUGUCUGGGGUUCCAGAGCCUGGUUGCGCAGUUUGGCGGGGGGAUCAGGAAGCUGAGGCGGGGACUGCAUGGGAUGGUGAGGCGCAUCGAGCAUCGCGAUGGCGACAUCUUUGCGAAUGUGCCCGAGUUUAGGGCGACGCUGUAUCACAGUCUGUGUGCGGACCUGGGACAGGAUGUGAUCUCGCCGGAGAGGUGGGAGACGGACAUGUGGCUGUCGCCAAAGGGGGCGCCCGAUCUUGUUCCGCUGGCGUGGACGGUGGAAGAGUACGAGGACGGGGCUGCCGAGCCGGAAAGGAUCCUGAUGGGAGUGAGGCAUGCGAAGCUGCCUUUCUGGGGAGUCCAGUACCAUCCCGAGUCGAUCUGCACGGAUCCUGCGGCGCAUGGAGUGCUGAAGAACUGGUUCGGCCAGGCGCUCAAAUGGAAUGAAUCAACGGGGAGAGAGAUGCUGCCGGUGGAUUCGGAGCAUAUUGCUGACAGCUUCGCUCCGUCUAUGAUUGUCGAGCGGAGCAUUGCUGCUCAAAGUCGGGUCGCAACUCAGAAAUGGUGGAGGGAUAUGCAGUCUGGCUUGGCUGCGUCGAGAUCAGCCCCCGUGUACUCCUGUCGUCGGAUCACCCUCCCAGACGGCGUGGAUGCCGCUGACGUUGCGGAAUUCCUAGGCGUGGGGGGUGCUGAUUCCAUCAUGCUUGAUUCGUCGAGCACCAUCAGCGGUGACCCCUUGGCUCGCAGCUCGAUUAUUGCGCUGGAGGUGGAUCAGGCUUUGCGGUUCGAAUAUCAUGUUGGGGAUAGCUGGGUGACUCUACGCCAGCCCGGAACCAGGGAUCAGGAAGAGGUGUGCCAGAGGAUAGAAAUCGACAGCAGCGACGAGCACGGUGCCUACGAUGUCUGGAAUGUCAUCUCCGAGUUUUGGCAGCAGCGCAAAGUAGCCGAGGAGGGUGGCCAAGAGCCGGCUUUCAAGGGCGGCUUCAUGGGAUUCGUCACAUACGAAAUGGGCCUGAGUUCUCUAAGCCCGGAAUCGAUCUCCAAGAACAGAGGCCAUCACAGACCAGACCUUUGCUUUGCCUGGAUCUCCAAGAGUCUCGUUCUCGACCAUCAAGCCGGGGUGGCUUACGUUCAGGCUCUGACGCCAACACCCGCCGAUUCAUGGAUCGACGAUGUGGUGGCCAAGUUGCAGACUUCUCGGGCGUGGCAGCAGCCGGGAUACGGAUCGGAGGAGUAUAAAUCUAUUGCUGCAAAGAGGCAGCCCAACGAGGCAUUGCUGAAGAGCAUCCAAGAGCCAACGGGCAGGUUGCGCUUUAAGACCCCAAAGCCGGCCAAGUACGACGACGACGUCCGCCAGUGUCAGAGUGCCAUUGCCGAGGGACAAUCGUAUGAACUUUGUCUUACGGCGCAAACGACCAUGACUCGCCCCCGUGGAAACGACGUGCCACGCCACUUGCAACAGCCAGCGGUAACAAAUGGCAGUUCCAACGGCGUAUCUGCAUCCUCCUCAUCAUGGCCAGCCGAUGAAGCAUCCAGGCACGGCACCCCAUGGCAGAUUUACCGCACCCUUCGAGCCCGCCAGCCAGCCCCCUUUGGCUCCUUCAUCCGCCUCGCCGGAGCCACCAUCCUCAGCAGCUCUCCAGAGCGAUUCCUUGCCCACGACGCCAAGGGUCUUUGCUCCAUGCGACCCAUGAAAGGCACAGUCCGCAAAUCCGAGGCCGUAUCUACGCUGGCACAGGCCGAGAAGCUCCUCCACAUCCCCAAAGAAGAGGCAGAAAACCUCAUGAUUGUGGAUUUGGUCCGACACGACCUCUACGGCGUAUGUGGUGCCCGUCGCGUCACAGUACCGGAUCUUCUCAAGGUGGAAGAGUACUCUAGCGUCUUCCAAAUGAUCACCGUCGUCAACGGCCAGCUACCUUCUUAUCACAACAACAAGAACACGAACACCAAUUCAGUUCCCAACGGCCUCGACGUCCUCGCCGCCGCCCUCCCCCCUGGCAGCAUGACCGGCGCGCCCAAGAAGCGCAGCUGCGAGAUCCUCCACACCAUCGAGCCCACCGAGCGGAGCAUCUACUCGGGCGUGGUUGGAUUCCUCGAUGCUCGCGGCCAGGGCGACUGGAGCGUCACCAUCAGGACAAUGUUCCGCUGGGAUGACGAACGGGCACCGCCCCUGGAAGGGGAAGGGGAAACGCAGCCGAGAGAAGUCUGGCGGAUUGGAGCAGGGGGUGCGGUUACGAUUUUGAGCACGCCCGAGGGAGAGACGGAGGAGAUGUUUACAAAGCUUUGUGGGCCGUUGGGCGUUUUUAAAGAUGCAGCAUAAAGAACCAACUCCUAUUUGAUUUCUUUCUCUGUUUUAUUUCUUUAUUUUUUUCUUGUUUGGGUUUGGUUUAUGGGGAGAAACAUGGAAUUUUGGGACUAAAGAACGGAAGAUGAUCUAUACUUCAACGUAUGCAUAGCUGGUGUUCAUGGGCAUGGUUCAACAUUAUAUAGAUAGAUGCGAUGACGCACGAGCGAAUCUUCACUUCGAACAGAUGAACAGAAAUAUCUCUUCAAUAGACAGAAAAAAAAAUUACCUGACGAUUU